Messenger RNA from Diaporthe batatas, 375 nucleotides. RefSeq lists its product as uncharacterized. The transcript has a single exon. Bases 1 to 375 code for a protein of 124 amino acids. NCBI's taxonomy places the organism in Eukaryota, Fungi, Ascomycota, Sordariomycetes, Diaporthales, Diaporthaceae. The record is from RefSeq and is a predicted model, not a curated record.
AUGAUGUUCAUCAACGAAAUCACCAUGGUCUUGACUCUCCUCGCGGCCACCACCCUCGGCCUCGUCCCUGCCGCUGCCCCAGCCAUCGGCGAGAUGACCUACUACGACCCCAACACCGGCAACCAGGUCGCGUGCGGUGGUUUCUUCCAGCCCGCCGACCGGAUUGCCGCCGUGGGAGCGGCCCACUUCGACGGCAAGGAUGUCUGCGGCAAGGUCGCGUCCGUCACUCACAACGGCAAGACGGUCACCGCCGUCAUCCGUGACCGCUGCGAGGCCUGCAAGCCCGGCGACAUCGACGUCACCCCGACCGUCUUCCAGGAGCUUGCCCCCCUCGGGGCUGGCCGCGUCCCUGGCGUGUCUUGGACUCUUGCCUAA